This is a messenger RNA of Elgaria multicarinata webbii, 2271 nucleotides long. It is a transcript of the gene KLHL25, whose product is annotated as kelch like family member 25. The record is from RefSeq and is a predicted model, not a curated record. Gene Ontology annotation, molecular function: protein binding. The coding region runs from base 89 to 1858 and encodes 589 amino acids. NCBI's taxonomy places the organism in Eukaryota, Metazoa, Chordata, Lepidosauria, Squamata, Anguidae. The transcript is spliced from 3 exons.
GAGUGCUAAUCGAGGGAGGGGGCGAGACGGGUCUCCAGAUACGAGUCACGGUCCAGGGGGAGAUCUAGGCGAUAGCACUCCAGUCAUCAUGUCGGUCAGCGUCCACGAGAACCGUAAAUCCCGAACGAGCACCGGUUCCAUGAACAUCUUGCUGUUCCACAAAGCCUCUCACCCGGACUGUGUCCUGUCUCACCUCAACACCAUGAGGAAGCACUGCAUGUUCACUGACGUCACUCUCUUAGCUGGGAAUAAGUCCUUCCCAUGCCACCGGGCUGUGCUAGCGGCCUCCAGCAGGUAUUUCGAGGCCAUGUUCAGCAACGGCCUUCGCGAGAGUUUGGGCGAUGAGGUGAAUUUCCACGAUAGCCUCCACCCAGAGGUGCUGGAGCUGCUGCUGGACUUUGCCUACUCAUCCAAGAUCAUCAUCAACGAGGAGAACGCAGAGUCCCUCCUGGAAGCCGGCGACAUGUUGCAGUUCCACGACAUCCGAGAUGCCGCCUCCGAGUUCCUCGAGAAGAACCUGUACCCCUCCAACUGCUUGGGAAUGAUGGUCCUUUCGGACGCUCACCAGUGCAAGAGGCUGUACGAGCUCUCUUGGAGGAUGUGCCUGGUCAACUUUGAGACAGUCCACAGGAGCGAAGACUUCAAUAGCCUCUCCAAGGACACCCUACUGGACUUGAUUUCCAGCGAUGAGCUGGAAAUCGAGGAUGAAGAGAAGGUCUUCAAGACGGUCAUCCAGUGGGUCAAAUACGACUUGGACAAGCGGAAACCGUUCCUCCCAGAGCUGUUAAAGAGCGUGCGGCUGGCCUUGCUGCCUUCCGAAUGCCUAAAAGAAGCCAUGGCCUACGAGGAGCUGAUCACGACAGAGGAGCAGAACAAGCAAAUUAUGGAGGAGGCUCUUGGGUGCAAAAGGAAGAUCCUGCAGAACGACGGGGUGGUCACUAGCCCAUGUGCCAGGCCGCGCAAAGCUGGGCACACCCUGCUCAUCUUGGGAGGGCAGACGUUCAUGUGCGACAAGGUUUACCAGGUGGACCACAAGGCGAAAGAGAUCAUCCCCAAAGCAGACCUGCCCAGCCCCAGGAAGGAGUUCAGCGCAUGCGCCAUUGGCUGCAAAGUCUACAUUACUGGAGGGAGAGGCUCAGAAAACGGGGUCUCGAAGGACGUCUGGGUCUAUGACACUGUGAACGAGGAGUGGUCCAAAGCUGCCCCGAUGCUUAUCGCUCGGUUCGGGCAUGGCUCUGCGGAACUAGAAAACUGCUUGUAUGUUGUUGGCGGUCACACGGCGGUGGCCGGUGUCUUUCCUGCCUCUCCGUCCGUCUCACUGAAGCAGGUGGAGAAGUACGAUCCGGUGGCCAACAAGUGGACCAUGGUAGCCCCUCUGAGGGAUGGCGUCAGCAACGCAGCGGUUGUCAGCGCCAGGCUGAAGCUCUACGUAUUCGGCGGGACCAGCAUUCACCGCGACAUGGUGUCCAAAGUCCAGUGCUACGAUCCGGCGGAGAACCGGUGGACCAUCAAAGCCCAGUGCCCCCAGCCCUGGCGCUACACUGCGGCCGCCGUCCUCGGCAGCCAGAUUUUUAUCAUGGGCGGAGACACGGAGUACACGGCGGCAUCGGCUUACCGUUUUGAUUGUGAAACGGACCAGUGGACGCGGGUCGGGGACAUGACGGCGAAGCGGAUGUCCUGCCACGCUUUGGCUUCGGGGAACAAGCUUUACGUGGUGGGCGGCUACUUUGGGACGCAGCGCUGCAAGACGCUGGAUUGUUACGACCCUACAUUGGACACCUGGAACUGUAUCACGACGGUGCCUUAUUCCCUCAUCCCCACAGCAUUUGUCAGCACAUGGAAACACUUACCAGCAUGACGGUCUGCAGGUCAGGAACUGAAGCGCUCGAAGGAGAUGCUGGCGUUGUAUUCCUCUGCCGGUAUUCAUACUGGGGCCUGCGUAAGCGACUGGAGGCUGCUAGCUUUGCUCUCUGCUGCCCUCACAAGGCCAAACCUGGGCUGCACUGAGAGGACGGGGUGGGCAGGCUGAGCUGUCCAAGGACGAGGGAUCAAAACUACGGGCAAGUCCUUCUCUGGAAGCGGUUCAGCUAACGCCAUGUGGGCACCGCCUCGGCACCAGAUGGAGCUCGAAGAAAGCCAGAGGAGGCAAGGGACUUGAAAAGCCACGGUAUUUCUCUCCCAACCAAGGAAGCUUUCGAGGACUUCGAAACACUCCACUGCCAUGUGAAUGAAGCACAGACACCUCCACAAGGGCUAGAAUUGUGGCGAAUC